UGUACCCGCGUGAAAAUGAGCCCUAUUUGUUCAGACGAUUUUCACGCUCGAAACCAAAAGAAAUUCGUAGCAGAAUGCUUUGAAAACAAAAAACAUAUGUAAAAAAGGAUUUUCGGACUGAAUAGUGCGGGUGAUAUAACCACGUUGGUUAUCGUUUGCAACAAAAUACGGCGGAAUCGUGAAAGAUGAUGAACACCCCCCAAUCAAAUAAAAAAAAAGGCAGGAGUAGAAUUGGUAUCAACAACGAUAGCACCAGUCCCGCGAACACUGAAACGCUGACCACGCAGGAAACAUCGAAAUUUGUUUUGGUGAAUCCUAUUGGUGAAGAUGCAAACAAAACAUUCAAAAUUGGAAUCACUGAUUCAAUACCUAUUAUUUCCUUAGAAGGAAAUGAUUUUGAUGAAAAGAACACGGUUCAAAAAGGACACACUGUGUUAUCAGAUAAAGAUAAGGAGGAGAAGAAUAUCCUCAACAGCUUACCAGUAGCUAUGGUCAAAGAGAUAAGUGGAUAUGAACAGCAAUUAGGAGAAGCAGAACCACUUCCAAAUUCUUAUAUUAGAUUUAUGGAACGCAGUGGAGAAGAACUUGAUGGAGAAGUAGAAUACGAUCUGGAUGAAGAAGACACUGCAUGGUUGACCAUAGUAAAUGAAAGACGAUUAGCUUCUGGACUCAAUCCACCUUUGGAACCUGAUACAUUUGAAUUAUUAAUGGAUAGGUUGGAGAAAGAAUCAUAUUUUCAGCAACAAAGUAAUGGUGGUGGAGGAGUAGCAGCUGAUGAAGAUGCAGUUUGCUGUAUUUGUAUGGAUGGAGAGUGUCAAAACAGUAAUGCCAUACUAUUCUGUGAUAUGUGCAACCUUGCAGUUCACCAAGAUUGUUAUGGUGUACCAUAUAUUCCAGAGGGACAAUGGUUGUGUAGGAGAUGUUUGCAAAGUCCUUCUCGAGCUGUUGAUUGUGUUUUAUGUCCAAACAGAGGUGGUGCUUUCAAACAAACUGAUCGUCCAGCUACCUGGGCUCAUGUUGUAUGUGCUUUAUGGAUACCUGAAGUAAGAUUCGCCAAUACCGUGUUUCUGGAGCCUAUUGAUAGUAUAGAAAGCAUACCUGCUGCACGGUGGAGACUCACAUGCUGUGUGUGUAAACGUAGAGGAUCUGGUGCUUGCAUUCAGUGUCACAAAAGCAACUGUUACGCGGCGUUUCAUGUGACGUGUGCUCAGCAAGCUGGUCUGUGUAUGCGUAUGAGAACAGUACAACCUGCAAAUGGAGAACCAAUGUUAGUUCAAAAAUCCGCUUACUGUGAGGCACAUACACCAGCAGAUUAUCAACCUUCCACCAAUCCUGCUGAUGCGAGAAGGAGGGCAAUCGCUAAUAAAAAAAGCUCUUCUGCUCCUGUUAUCUCUAUUCCAACUAUACCGCCAGAACGUAUUAAGGAAAUUGCAAGCUUAGCUGAAGGAUUGCCUAAACGAAGCCAAUUGAUACAACGUCUUAUAGCAUACUGGACUCUGAAACGUCAAUACAGAAACGGCGUUCCACUUCUUAGAAGACUUCAGAGUUCUCAUCCACAAUCCAGACCACCGCCAUUGGGGGAAAACUCUUCGCCGCCACCAGACAGCGAACUACGCGGAGAACUAUAUCGUCAACUGAAAUAUUGGCAGUGUCUGCGUCAAGAUCUCGAGCGGGCUCGAUUACUUUGCGAACUAGUUCGAAAACGCGAGAAAUUAAAGAAGGAACUGUUCAAAGUGAAAGAAAAAUGUUUAUGGUUCGAGUUGCGUCCAUUAGAAAGUAUUCUGCGCUCUUUGUUGGAAGCAAUUAAAAUGAAAGAUGUGAACGACGUGUUUGGACAACCAGUGAACACUAAAGAGGUUCCAGAUUACCUGGAAAUAGUAUCACAUCCCAUGGAUCUCUCUACAAUGCAGGUUAAAAUAGAAAGACAAGAGUACGAUACCAUUGGAGCUUUUGAGGCAGAUUUCAACCUUAUGGUGAAUAACUGCUUGGCCUACAACCGCAAGGAUACCAUGUUUUAUAGGGCUGGAAUAAAGAUGAAGGAACAAGGUGGUGCUCUGAUAGAGCAAGCUCGGAAGGAUUAUCCUGAACUUGAUCCCGUUGGGGAGAACGAACAAACGGGAUCCAAAUCCAGAAAGAGGGACCGUGCCAAUAGAAGUCGCGGAGAAACAGAGUUGCAGUCUGGGGAGAAAGAAAUAGGCGGAGGAGGUGUAAACAGAAGAACAGCAGUUCUGUUCACACGCAAGGCGAGAGCACGAGCUAGCAGGAGCAAUCAGAUGUUUGUCUUAGAGGAUGAUAAGAAAAAACAGAGUGAUAGUUUCAAGGUGUACAGAAGCGGAACAAUGGACAGCGACGUGGGAGAAGGUGAAAGUCAAUCUUCGAGUUGUAGUAGCUGUUCAACGAGCAGAUCCACUACUCCCGAUUUAGAAGAGCAGAAACAGAGGCAGCAGGAGGCGGAUGAGGCGAAAAAGGAGUUGGAGAACAAGCAGGGAGCAGCCAGCAACGGCCUGGAAGCGCUGCAGCUCGUAUGGGCCAAAUGUCGCGGUUAUCCAUGGUAUCCGGCUCUCAUAAUAGACCCUAAUACACCUAGAGGUACUGUACACAAAGGUGUACCCAUACCAGCGCCGCCUGACGAUGUAUUAGCACUCGCCGUUAAUUACAAAGAACCAGUAUUUCUUGUUCUGUUCUUCGAUACCAAACGGACAUGGCAAUGGUUACCAGGUGAAAAGUUAGAAAAACUGGGAGUGUCUCAGGAAUUAGAUGAAGCGAAGUUGAUUGAAUCUCGAAAGCCCGCUGACAGAAAAGCUGUGAAGAAAGCGUACCAGGAGGCGCUUCAUUACCGGAUUUAUGCUUAA
Molecule: messenger RNA, 2852 nt
Organism: Habropoda laboriosa
Lineage: Eukaryota; Metazoa; Arthropoda; Insecta; Hymenoptera; Apidae
Gene: Br140
Product: peregrin
Exons: 9
Coding region: 186-2852 (888 amino acids)
Biological process (GO): regulation of transcription by RNA polymerase II
Cellular component (GO): MOZ/MORF histone acetyltransferase complex
Molecular function (GO): protein binding
Source: RefSeq, a predicted model, not a curated record